GGAGGAAGAGUUUCUGAUGCUGUGGGAAUGCGAGCUCUCCAAGUCUGUAAACAGCUGGUGACUCACUGCAUAGCUAUGGCACCAACUGCCUGCGCGGCCGCGGCUCCCUGCGUGCGCAGGGAGGGGGCUGCCGGCCGCUUCCUUUACGCACUGGCAGCGCUCCGCUCCCCUCAGCUUGCCGGGACCGUUGGGCCGAGUUGCAAUUUCUGAGCAGUUUUGUCCAGAAGACUGUGCUCAGGUUAUGACGACUAAUCCCAAACCGAACAAGGCGUUAAAGGUAAAGGAGGAGUCGGGAGAGAAUGCCCCCGUGCUGAGCGACGAUGAGCUCGUGUCAAUGUCCGUACGGGAGCUGAACCAGCACCUGAGGGGUCUCACCAAGGAGGAGGUCAUCCGGCUGAAGCAGCGGAGGCGCACGCUGAAGAACCGGGGCUACGCUGCCAGCUGCCGCAUCAAGCGCGUGACUCAGAAAGAGGAGCUCGAGAGGCAGCGGGUUGAGUUGCAGCAAGAGGUGGAGAAGCUGGCCAGAGAAAACAGCAGCAUGAAGCUCGAGCUGGACGCCUUGCGCUCCAAGUACGAAGCACUCCAGACCUUUGCUCGUACUGUGGCGCGAGGGCCUAUUACCCCGGCCAAAGUUGCCACCACCAGUGUCAUCACCAUUGUGAAAUCCGCCGAAAUCUCAUCCAGUUCUGUGCCGUUCUCAGCAGCGUCCUAGUGCCCUCGGGGGGGAACUAGCAGCCUUUCGGAGGGAGGGGAGAAGGCUCUUAUGCAUUGUUCCGGAGUCCUUGGUCACGUCAAGAAUUGGCAUUUUAACAAUUCUCUUCCAAAAGCGCAAAAAAAAAGAAAAGAAAAAAAGGAAAACAAAACAAAAAAAACCCAAACCUAUAAAGGGAACUUAACUGGCUGCUUCUCUCUGGACUCAGUGGCUCCACCAAACCUCGUGUCCAGGAUUUGAGCUCUGUAUGCAGUACAAGUUGCUUCCUCCUUCCCCCUGUCUCCCCCGGACCCCUCCCCGCCGUGGGCAGCUUUCCAGCUGGGAGAAGAUACCCGAGGAGCCUCCGGAGUCUUCGUGAACGAUGCUCAAGAGCCAGGAAACAGAUGGACCGUAGAAAUCGUCACGUGAGAUGAAUGUAUGGAAAAGAGUUUCCUUUAGUGGCAUCCUGCUCCCUGUCAGAAGGGUCUCCCCUACCCUCCCCGCUUCCAUCUGCUGUUGCGAGGGCAGGGAAAUAGGCAUUUCGGUUCGGGCUUCAUCCUGCCAAGAGUGGAUGGGAGUGGGAGGAUGAUGGAGACUAACGCUUGGGUGUGACCUCACACGUUAGGAACAACCUUUUGUUUUCAAUCCAUGCUGUUAAAAUAUGGAAAAAUAUAUAUUUUACAUAUUUUAAUACGCCCCACUACCUGUGUGGCCUAUAAAAAAAUUACAUUGCAGCCUCCUUUAUUCCAAGCCCAAGUUUCCUAAUAGCUCCUUCCCUGAGGUGUGCCUGUGAAUUGGGUAUAUUUACGCAGUGUAUUUCUUCCAAAUGAUCCGCAGUUUUGAAAUAGCGGCUUUUUUUUUAUUUUAUUUUCAUGGAUUCCCCGAAGCUUAGGGGAAGGAGGCACAGUAAAUGCUGUGAAGAGCUGUGUGAUGGGGAGGAGAGGGGGGAGACGAGGAGGAACGAUGCUGGAAGUAUUACCAGGUGGAGGCUGUGGGGCGGUUCUGCUGGGCUCAGCACUAUGAGAAGGGGUUUGUGUGGAGUAUUUGGGAUAUUUUUAAAGCACUGAAGUGUAACCAGAGGGACAUGGGCAGAAGGAGAGACGUUAGAGCCUCCUUUUUGGUGGAAGUUUGGUCAUAGUGAUGGUCCCUGCUGCAGAGCUGGGCUCUCUGAUGGCCAGAGAAGGGCUGCGGGGAGGUCGGACGGGAGCCGUGCAAGGCUUUUCCUCUCUGUCUGGUGUCAGUCAGGAUCCAAAGAGUACAGCCUACAACCCUCAGUGUUCAGACAACCUGUGUGAAUAUGACCCUGAAACUUGACGCUUCCUCUCGGGAAUCUGUGAAUUGCCCCGGGAGACGCACGGAGGGCAGGACGAAGAUGGUCGCGUGUAGGAAGGAAGAGUUGGGACCGAGAAGUCGCGCGUGUGGCUCUGAGCAGUGGUUGGGGAGAGGGAUUUCUGGCUUGGCGGUGGCAGGAAGCCGAGAGGAGGGAUUCUGCUGUCACACAGCAGCGCUGAAAGGACGAGUGUUUCCAGGUCACUGUAAAAAAUAGCUAUGUUGGUAUUUGUGCGUUUCGUUGUCUUUUUUAUUUUCUUUUUGAAGUAGGAAAGAAAAGGGACUGUGAGUUUGGCAGGGCAGAGACUUGUAGAACGGACGAUGCCUGUUGUCACGCAGGUGAGAAGUGAGGUUUCUGAAGGUGAAGCUGAGGGGGAGAGCUAUGGGGAUUUGGGCUCUGGAGUAGAAGCCAGAGAUCACGGAGAGUUGAUCGGUGUUUUGGACUGAAGGAGAAGUAAUGGAGUGCCAUAUAAAGGGGCCAGGAGGCUGGCAUCCACCAUCCAGUAGGACUUGUUGUUUGGGGCUCUGUCUUGUCUUGAGUGGCAGUAAGUUUGCAGAGUUUCAGUGAAGCCCUCUUUGUCUUUGGAAGAAGUCGUUAGCUUGCUUUUCCUCUUUUUUUUCACCUUGUCAUUGGAGUCUCUGCAUUUCCCAAGAGGGUCCUCUGUGAAAUAGGUUAAUGAAAAGAGAAGCCUCAGCCUCGGUUCUCGUUCAGUCCUCAACACCUACCUUCGUGACCUUACUGAGCCAGGAAGGGUGCGAGCGAAACGCUUCCUGCAGGCUUGUCGCCCCCGCCGGAUCCACGUGUCACGGAGGGGAGCAGGGAAUUUCCUACAAGUGGUUUUCCAACCCGUGGAGUUUGGAUGACACUUGGCGUUACCUCAUUUCUCCUCCACUCCCUCCCUAUCUCCUAACAGGCAGAUCGAUGUCCUGUGUAUCAGUACCAGUUAUUGACUCCCACAGCAGAAGCUGAGGAAGAGAAAGAUGUUACUGUCAUUUCCUGGUCCUCUCAUGUUCUCCAGCUCGCAAACGUUGGAAACUUUCCCAGACCUUUACAGGUGCCUCCGAAAACAGGCAAAAUGGAGACUCCUGGCACUGUUGGGGCUUUAAAUGAAAACUUUAAUGAAAAAGGCCAGUUGACUUGAAAAUGCCCAAAUGCUUCCAGUCUUUAAAACAGCUCCAGAGCUCCAUAACAUUCCUGGCUAGAUAGGAACACCCUCUGGCUGCCCUUGACCCCCUGUCAGUGAAAGCAGACCAGUUGCACGGAGGGGGACAGAGGUUGAACUUUGUUCCUCGGGGAGGGUCUUCUUGCUGUUGGAAUGAGUUGAGAAACAUAUCUUUUAUGUGGCACUUCCCUUGCGGCCAAGUAUUUCUUUUUUUCCAGUUCUUGGAAGAGUGCCAAAGGCUUGUCCAAGCGAUUGCUAGUUUAGUGCUGGUAGGCACUUAAAUCUCUGGUCACUCAAUAAAGAACAAGAGGCCUGGGUGUUGUUAAAGCUGUUGAUACCAUAGCCAUGGUAGGUAAUCCAUAUUGGAUAUCCAUAAGGACCACGUGGAAAUAUUUAAAGAGAGAGAAAUAUAUAUAUAAAUAUAUAAUUAUAUACAUUUUAUCGUACAGAUUUUUCGUAAAAAAAAAAAAUAAUUUUUUUUCCAAGUUUGAUACUGUAAAUCUUUAUUAAAAGAAAUUGCCAGUCCAGGGCUCCCUGGGUGGUGACCUGGAGGGGAAUGAAAUGUCCUGGCUAAACUUCCACAGAGGGAUCAGAAUUGCAAGGUAACGUGGAGGGAGGAAUGACCCGAAAGCUGUUGACCACGUUGGAGACCCAGCUCCUCCACCCUCCAUCCCGGAGGGCCCUCCAGCUUGGGGUUGUCACAUUGCAUUCCUCUGGGGUUUGGUUUGUUUCUGUUUGAUAUAUAUAUAUUUUUUUUUCCUCUCCGUCCUGUACUUGCAAGCCUAACACCCAGGGCAAGCGUGGCAUGGGGAGCUGGCUGCCGCUGCAGAGUCCCCAGGGUGCUCCCCCACCGCAGUACCUCCCGCUCAUCUCUUGCUGCAGUAGUUGGGGUGGCGGGGCUCCCUUCUCUGCCCCUCUUCGCUUGCCAGGGAGCGGUGGGCUCUGAGUUUGAGUGCUGGGAUCCUCUCCCCCCAGACCUGGCCUUUCUAGCCCCUCUGCAACAUGGGCACCACAGGAUGCUGGAACAGCCUGCAGCAUCCACACGGGUACCGGGAGAGAGUCCCUGGUCUCGUAGGCGCCUUUGUUGGUCCCUCCAUUGGCAGUGGGGAAAUGUUUUCCCUCCAGGGCACCUCCAGACCCUCGAAGCAAGUCAGCAUCUCAGCUCUAGCCCACCCCUACCGCCUGCUGGAGCCCUGGGUGCCACCACAGCUGUGGGGAGGGAUGGGUGCCAGUGGGCGAGGGCACGAUGCCGUGGGCACGCAGAGUGGUCGGGCUUCCGCACGGCUCAGACCCCGGGGAGGAGGAGAAGGUGGCAUUUUGGUUUUUCUUUUUUUUUUUUUUUUCUCCUCUCUCAAAUCAUUUAAACUUCAUUGUCAUGAUUGUUUUUAUUUAAAAAAAAAAGAAAAAAAAAGAAAAAAGAAAACAAAAACAAAACGAUAAUGAAAAACUUUUGUAACGUGGAUUUGUUUUCCUUCGUCUGUAUUUCAGUCUGCUGGGGUGUUUCCGUAGAUGGUGGAUACUUGCUUUCAUUUUUUUAAUGAUAGAAGUCUUCUGUUUUAAGUUGUUUUUUAUCACCAGCUCAUUCUAUCCUCUGUGGUUACUCAGUAAUUUCAUUUCAAUAUUUAUUUUUGUGCUGCUUUUUUAUUAUAAAAUAAAUUAUUGAUAUACCAAGCAAUGUGGAUUCCUGUUUGUAAGGCGAGUAGCCCUGUGUAUGUGUCCAUUACUUUCUCUUGACAGCCACAACGUAAUUUAUUGCUGUAAAUUUAGCUGCAGUGACUGGUUUUUUUGUACCUUUCCAAUAAAGCAUUUUCUGGUUUCAGA
Messenger RNA from Oxyura jamaicensis (ruddy duck), 5004 nucleotides. It is a transcript of the gene MAFK, whose product is annotated as MAF bZIP transcription factor K. Bases 242 to 712 code for a protein of 156 amino acids. Gene Ontology annotation, biological process: regulation of transcription by RNA polymerase II. Gene Ontology annotation, cellular component: nucleus. The record is from RefSeq and is a predicted model, not a curated record. Lineage: Eukaryota; Metazoa; Chordata; Aves; Anseriformes; Anatidae. The transcript has 3 exons. Gene Ontology annotation, molecular function: DNA-binding transcription factor activity, RNA polymerase II-specific; RNA polymerase II cis-regulatory region sequence-specific DNA binding.